Vespula pensylvanica (western yellowjacket) is the source of this 2329-nucleotide messenger RNA. Its product is annotated as aladin. Bases 320 to 1831 code for a protein of 503 amino acids. Gene Ontology annotation, biological process: nucleocytoplasmic transport. Gene Ontology annotation, cellular component: nuclear pore. Lineage: Eukaryota; Metazoa; Arthropoda; Insecta; Hymenoptera; Vespidae. Gene Ontology annotation, molecular function: protein binding. The transcript has 7 exons. The record is from RefSeq and is a predicted model, not a curated record.
GAUAAAUUUAAUAGAUUAAUUAAUUAUUUAACUAUAUCUAGAAGAAGUGUUCCUUAAUUUAUUGCGUUUGUAGCAGACGACGUUGAACAUGUGUGUAGGAUGUCUAACUGUAAUCGACUGUUUAAAAAUGUGCGAUUUUUUAAUUUUGAAUUAAUGAAUUGUUAGUUUAGAUCAUAAAGUUAUAUCAGUUAUAUCGUUAUUUUUAGAAAAUAAUGCAUUCACAUUUGAACGUUCUACUCAGUUUGAAUGACUAUUUGGAGUAAUCGUUUAAUUGAUAAAGGUUAUAUCUCUAAGUGUUGCACGGUAGCAAGAAUUGUUCAUGAUGAAGAUAUUGUCUUUAAAUGAAUUCCUAUCUCCAAUGUUUAAUCAACUGCCCACUGCUGGUGUUGAUGCAUAUGUCGUGAGACACAGUGAUCACGUAGAAAUGCACGAUGAGAUGCAUCCUUUCUAUGAAUACCUGCGUAAUUACCCAGCAGUUUCUAUUACUAGUGAUAUGCUUGGCGCGAGGGAAUGUAUUCGCGCUAUCAACAAUGGUUAUUUAUUCCAACCUAUUCAGGAUAGCGUUUUUAAAAGAAUUAUAAGCGUAUGGAGAGAAAAAGGCUUUACAGAAGCUUUACGUUUCGCUGCAUCUGCCGAUUCCGAACACGUAACAAAAGUGAUACACUGGAUAGCUGUAAAACUCACGUGGGCUUUAGACUCUAUGGAGAAAGGUAUUUUUCAAAGGGAAGCUUUACCAACCAUUGGAUCAGGAUCCAUUGCUGAUAUAGUCCCUACGCGUGAUUGGAAUACCUCGAUUGUACGUUGCAUUUCAUGGCAUCCACAUUGCACCCGUUUAGCUGUUGCAACCAGAGACGACAGAAUACGUAUAUUUUCAGAAGGUAUAUCAGGGAUACCAAUUUUACGACACAGUGCUCAAAAAUUCGUUUAUCAAUUAAGUUGGAGUCCUUAUGCCGGAAGAGUAUUAGCUGCUGCGUGUCAUAUAGGUGUUUUAAUAUGGACGAUCGAACUAGGUGCUGCUAGUAAUAUGUUGAGCCAUGCUGUGCUAUUAAAGCGAAGAAAUCAUAGUCCUGUUACUAGUGUAGCAUGGCAUCCACAGGGUAACAUAUUGGUGUCCUGUUCACCGAAUGAUUCCAAUAUGAUCGUAUGGGAUGUUUCCAAAGAGGAAGGUGUACCACUAAAACGAGUAGGUGGUGGUGGAUUAUGUUUUGUACAUUGGUCUUUUUGCGGAAGUCGUUUAUUUUCUGCCACAUGUAGAAACAUUUUUAGAGUUUGGCGGUCUGGUACUCCAACACCGUGGUAUGCAGAAAGAUGGACUGUACCAUCCGGACGUAUAGCUGCUGCUUGUUUUGGACCAGAUUUAGCAUUGAUAUUUGCAUCGAGCGACGAUCCUGUUAUUUUUUCAUUACCACUUCAGGAGAAUAUUUUUGAUACUAAAUCGUCAUUUGAUGAAAUCAAUGUAGCAUACCCUCUAAUCAAUUUAGCUGAAGUCACUUUCACAUCGGAUGUAAAUGAAGAUUCCAUUACAGUCGGUGGUCGAAUAGUAGCAAUGGAAUGGGAUCCUUCGGGCCGAUACCUUGCUGUUCUCUUUCACAAGAGUCCAUUGAUCGCUUUAAUACUAACGAGAAUAAGUAAUUUAGGGAAAGCGGUCGAAGUGAAACCAUUUUGUUUCAUUCAAGGUUUGUCCGGAGAAGUACCGAAUUGUAUAAAUUUUUAUAAGAAAUAUCCUUCCACGGAUUCAAUAGUCUGUUUGACUAUUGCAUGGAGUAGCGGACGUAUACAACAUUUUCCUAUAUCCAAUAAUUACGUUAUGAGCGAUGACGGUUGGUAUUAAAUAUCCCUUUUACAUUGUCAUUUGACUUAAAAAUUUCUCUCUAAGAAGAAAUUGAUUUCAUAAAAAAUAUAACUUCAAUUUCGAUAUCUAUAUUGUCUUGUCUUGUUUCGAGAUAUAAAAGUGUAAAGUGAAAAUUACAUCAUUUUUCUAUCGGUCUUUGACUUGUCAUUAUGUCGGAGAGAAACAAAAAAAGAAGAAAAACCAAAGAAAGAAAAAAGAAAAGAAAACGUGGUCCAAUGUUAGGGUCUCCGACAUGCUACGUGAGUAACGUAUAGGACAUACAAGUUCUCGAGUUGGGUACCUAAUUAUACGAAGUCACAUGCAGAGCGCACGCCUUUCUAUUUUUACGUUGCUUGACCGAAUGCUAUAUACCCCGACAGAAUGUUAUGCAUCCCUAGCUAUUUCCAAUACGUACUAUGUGUCAUCCGAUUUAUGGGUAAACUACUCGUCUACAGUGAUGUAAUCUCGAAAAUAAAUAAUAAAUAAUACCUUCUUUUA